Molecule: messenger RNA, 974 nt
Organism: Haliotis rufescens (red abalone)
Lineage: Eukaryota; Metazoa; Mollusca; Gastropoda; Lepetellida; Haliotidae
Exons: 5
Coding region: 225-944 (239 amino acids)
Source: RefSeq, a predicted model, not a curated record
UCUAAAAAAGAGCAACAUGGGAAAAUCCAUUGACGUCACGAAAGGUUUCGUGAUUCACAGUCCAUUGUUAACAGCAGUUUAAAACAUGGCGUCUUGGGUGGAUCGCUCCAGAAUGUUCGUCCUCAUUGCCAGACACAGGAAGCAGCCGGACACCCGUCUGAAACGGACCAGGAGUGAACGGACACUGGAAACACAGGGAGUUCCGAAUAUAUCGUUUCAAAGUCAUGUCCGAGUCAACCGAAACCAUUGUUCAGAGGGUAUCGGUUAGACUUGAUAUGAAUUGUCUAUUUCGAAUCCUUGUGACGAGUGUGUUAUUAUAUCAAGUCAGCGGUAGGCCCGUGUGUAAAGAAGGGAUGUAUUAUGACAGCGUCACCAACAACUGCGAUCCCUGUAGUGACAUAUGUGAAUAUUCUGAGGCACAAAAAACCACAGUGGAAUGCAGAACAAAGUGUCCAGGUUAUGGUAGCAGAGGAAGCCGAGGUCUGCAAAGAGAAAGUAUGUGUCCGCCUCAACAAUAUUAUGAUGAAAAUGUAAACCGAUGUGACUCCUGCGAUUCUGUCUGUGUCAAUGCAGAAGGAGAAGUCUGUCGACGUUUAUGUCCGGAAUGGCCUGGUAUUACCCAAACAACAACAUAUGGUCAAGAUGAAUCCACCAAGAUGAAUCUCCAUGCUUUAUCACUGGCAAAUGUGGUCGUCACCUACACGCCCGCACCUGUGAUUGUACUGGCAUGCAUUGUAGUAGUAACUGCUGCAGCUGGCUUUUGUGUUUUGAUAAUUCAUCUAACAAGGAGGAAGAUGUGUUUCUGGCAGCCUCAGCAGGCUAAACCAGAUCAUCUGACUGGCGAAGGGAACCCUCUCACCCAGCCCGAGGAUGACCGUCAUUGUGAAAACAACGCAACACAAUGCCAUGCUGCAGUUAUUUCUCAACCAAGCAACGAAAUGUAGAAAUAGAUUUAAUAAAUAUAUCAUAACAUA